AUUACGAAAAUGGGCGUCAAGGAGUGCUACUUCCCGAUCUUUGUGUCGCGAGCUGCGUUGGAGCGCGAGAAGGACCACAUUGCCGACUUUGCCCCGGAGGUGGCCUGGGUCACCAAGAGCGGCGAGUCGGACCUGGCGGAACCGAUUGCGGUGCGCCCGACGUCGGAGACUGUCAUGUACCCGGCGUACGCCAAGUGGAUCCAAUCGUACCGCGAUUUGCCGAUUCGGUUGAACCAGUGGAACAACGUUGUGCGCUGGGAAUUCAAGCAUCCGCAGCCGUUCCUGCGAACCCGUGAAUUUUUGUGGCAGGAAGGACACACCGCGUUCGCGACUCAGGCCGAAGCCACCGAAGAGGUGCUGCAGAUUUUGGAAUUGUACGCCCAAGUGUACACGGAUCUGCUGGCGAUUCCGGUGGUCCGCGGGCGUAAGACGGAGAAGGAAAAGUUCGCCGGCGGAGACUUUACGACCACGGUUGAGGCGUUCAUUUCCGCGUCGGGACGUGCGAUCCAGGGAGCAACGAGCCACCAUCUGGGACAGAACUUUUCGAAAAUGUUUGACAUCGUGUACGAGCAUCCGGAGACGAAGGAGAAGGAGUACGUGUACCAGAACUCGUGGGGCAUAACGACGCGCACGAUCGGUGUGAUGAUCAUGGUCCACGCGGACAACCAGGGUCUGGUGCUGCCGCCGAGGGUGGCGUGCAUUCAGGCGAUCAUUGUCCCGUGCGGAAUUACGGCCAACACGACCGAUGAGGAGCGCAAGACGUUGUACGACAACUGCAAGGAGCUGGAGGCCGAGCUCGUGAAGGUGGGAGUCCGCUGCGAGGGUGACUACCGGGACAACUAUUCGCCGGGAUGGAAGUACAAUCACUGGGAGCUGAAGGGAGUUCCGAUUCGCGUCGAGCUUGGCUUCAAGGACUUGAAGAACAAACAGUUCGUUGCGGUGCGACGUGACACCGGCGAUAAGAUUACGGUGAAACGUGAGGCCGCCACCGGAGACAUCCAAGCCCUGCUGGAAACGAUCCACGCCAGUAUGCUGAAGAAGGCCGAGAAGGAUCUGGCGGACCACUUGAAGGUCACCAAGAAGUGGGAUCAGUUUACCGAGUUGCUCGAAGCGAAAAACAUCAUCAUGGCUCCGUUCUGCGGCGAGACUCCGUGCGAGGACAAAAUCAAGGCGGACAGUGCCCGAGAUGAUGGGGAAGCGGAACCUGGAGCACCGGCCAUGGGCGCCAAAUCGCUGUGUAUUCCUUUCGAGCAACCGGCCCCGAUCGAGGCGAAUGACAAGUGCGUCCAUCCGGCCUGUGGACGCAAGGCCAAGUUCUACACGCUGUUUGGUAGAAGUUAUUAAAGAAGCGCACGUUUCCCAGGAUAAUAAUUUAUUCUCUUAUCGUCAAUAAUGUGGUUAUCUUGCUGUUGUGUUUUCCUUUUCCGCAAACACCUACUCGUCUACUAUUGCUCGAUUCGUAAAAUUGGCGUAAAGCAUACAAAGCAGAAUCGGCUUAAUUAAAACGAACUACUUUAAAGUGAGUUUCACAAUUACAACA
This is a messenger RNA of Culex pipiens pallens (northern house mosquito), 1540 nucleotides long. Its product is annotated as bifunctional glutamate/proline--tRNA ligase-like. Lineage: Eukaryota; Metazoa; Arthropoda; Insecta; Diptera; Culicidae. Gene Ontology annotation, molecular function: ATP binding; proline-tRNA ligase activity. Gene Ontology annotation, cellular component: aminoacyl-tRNA synthetase multienzyme complex; cytoplasm. The coding region runs from base 10 to 1344 and encodes 444 amino acids. Gene Ontology annotation, biological process: prolyl-tRNA aminoacylation. The record is from RefSeq and is a predicted model, not a curated record. The transcript has 3 exons.